Molecule: messenger RNA, 438 nt
Organism: Acanthamoeba castellanii str. Neff
Lineage: Eukaryota; Discosea; Longamoebia; Acanthamoebidae
Exons: 4
Coding region: 1-438 (145 amino acids)
Source: RefSeq, a predicted model, not a curated record
AUGGAAUCCGUGCUCCCUUUCUGGGCGUCCUCUUCGCUCUGGCUUGUUGCCGUGGGCAUGCUGUGGGGCUGCACCAACCCACUCAUUAAGCUGGGCAGCAAGGGCGUCACCGAUCUGCCGAAGCGUUCCCACCCGGUCAUGCAGUUCCUUGCCGAGACCUUCUUUCUUUUCACACGAUGGCAGUACCUAGUUCCAUUUCUGCUCAACAUGUGCGGCUCCGUGGUAUUUUUUUGGUCUCUGGGAAGUGCUGAAAUAUCCUUGGUGGUGCCAAUCACCAACUCGCUCACCUUCCUCUUCACCACCGUGACGAGCCAGCUGCUCGGCGAAACUCGCGGGGUUAAUCGAUGUACGCACUUUCGUUUUUUCAUCCCGCUCUCACUCACUUUCCUCAUCUAUCGAUUGCUCCAGCUACACUCGCAGGCAUGGCUCUCGUCUUGA